This is a messenger RNA of Ectocarpus sp. CCAP 1310/34, 3192 nucleotides long. The record is from the annotation of a GenBank genome assembly. Lineage: Eukaryota; Phaeophyceae; Ectocarpales; Ectocarpaceae.
AUGUGCGUCUGGAUACCUCUCGCGACCACGGAGGGGGGCCUGGUGGCGAGCGUGAACAGAGGCUGCCUGGCCAUUUCGGAGGGUGGCGACGGCGGGGGGUGGCGAAGCAGCGCCAGCGGCGGCGUUCGGACGGAGGUGCUGGACGACGGGGUGACCAGGGCCCCCUGCAUCGCGAUGCCCAACAUCCGGCUAGCCUCGGAACUGCGGCGGUGGGCGGAGCGCAGGAGCGGGGAGGAUGCUGGCUACCCCCUGUUGUUCGACGCCUUCCAGUCCACCACAAACCACGGCUCGCUCACGUCCGUCACAGCCUCUAUGGCAGGCCGGCACGUGUACCUGCGGUUUAAGUGCACCACAGGGAACGCCAUGGGCAUGAACAUGAUCAGCAAAGGCUGCGAGGCCGCGGUGCGAGAGAUCCAGAAGCGAUUCAAGCAAGCGAGACUUGUGGCGUUGUCGGGCAACGUGUGCACCGACAAGAAGGCGUCGGCGCAGAACUGGGUCGAAGGGCGAGGAAAGUCUGUCGUGGCCGAGGCGGUACUGUCGGCGAAAACCGUGUCCUCUGUCCUCAAGACCACGGUGGACAAGAUGGUGGAGUGCAACAUCUCCAAGAACCUCGUCGGGUCAGCCAUGGCCGGGAGCAUUGGCGGCUUUAACUCGCACGCCGCGAACGUGAGACUUUUUCUGUCAUCCGCCGUCUUCCUGGCCACGGGUCAAGACCCCGCCCACACCGUCGAGGGCAGCAGCUGCAUCACGCUCAUGGAGAAGGUCAAGCCCGGCGAGGAAGGGAGCGGCGGCGGCCGGCCCGGCGAUCUCCGUGUGACGGUGACGAUGCCGUCGCUUCUGGUGGGUACCGUCGGCGGCGGCACUGGCCUCCCCGCGCAGUCCGCGUGCCUCCGGCUGAUGGGUUGCGGCCAGUCCGUCGAGGACGCUGGUGGUGAUGGUGGCGUUGGUGAUAGUGGCGUUGGUGAUAGUGGCGGCGGUGGUGAUGGUGCUCAGAUUGGCUCUCAGAAAGCUGGGGUUGAUGGGGAUGCAGUGAGUGUUCCUGGCCAUCCGAGCGCGAAAGGCGAGAACGGCGGCGGCGGCGGCGGUGGCGGAGAUGGCGGCGGUGGCAGCAGCAGCAGCAUCCCGGGCAGCAUCGACGAAGACACCGGCGGCAACGACGGUGGCGGUGGUGGCGGCGAUGGCAGCGGUGAACAGCCCACGGCUAUCGGCCUUGUCGCCGAGGCCGCCGCGGCGAUAUCCCCGCUCCCCGGCGUCAUCGCCGCCGCCGUGGCCGAUGAGGCUGCGACUACCCCGAUCGCUAGGGCCGGCGAUUGCCCGGUGGGCGUAGUGGCGGACACUCCCCUGCCGCCAGCUGCAACUCCAGGAAAAGGCAAGGGCAAGGCACCGGGGGCGGGGGCUAGGAAGUCCGGCGGCGGUGGUGGUUCACCAGGAAGUUCGUCUGCCGCCCCCCGAGAGAAGGGCGCCAGGCGCUUGGCUUGCGUGAUUGCGGCGACCGUGAUGGCGGGAGAGCUGUCCCUGUUGGCGGCGUUAACCUCCAACGACCUCGUCAGGGCACACAUGGCCCUGAACAGGAAGAAGGGGGGGGCGCCUGGUGCUAGCGCCGGCGCCGUUAGCGCUGGUAACUUUGGUGGUAACGCGUUCGCUCCGAGCCCACAAGCAGCACCAGCACCAGCACCAGCACCAGCACCAGCACCAACAGCAACAGGACCAGCACCAGCACCAGCAGCAGCUCCUGUUGCCGCUUCAUUAGCGGUUGCAGUACCGGCUGGCGGGUCGACAAGAGCGGCUUCUACGCGAGGUGCUGGAGGAGGGAGCGUAGCCCCCAGGGUCCAACAGCCGGCUUGGGAGAGUGGUGCCGGCGGCAGCGGCGGCAUCGAUGCACACGCGGGCGGCAGUGGUGCUGACGGCAGCGAAUCGGGAAGGUUGGGUGUCUUCCCCGCGGCCGCUCCCACGCAGGCAACCGAUGAGGCAGAGAGCGAGGACUCCACCAGCCCGGACCUGCAACAGCAGGAGAAGCAGGAGCAGGAACGGUCGAAUGGGGUGACAGAGGUACCACCGCUACCGUCAUCGGAGACGUCGCAAAACUCAGGCGUUUCUGCGUCUGCUGCAGACCGACCACACCAGGGAGCACAAGCCCUGAUGCAGAUGCAGAUGGAAGGGGCACCGCCGCCGGAAUCGGGAAAGGCAAACUAUUCGCAGCAGCAGGAGCAGGAGCAGGAGGAGGAGCCUCAAGCGGUGAUGCAGCCGGAAGCGAUGCAGCCGGGGCCGGCGGCGAUGCACGCGGCCAUUCAAACGGCUCCGAGACUGGACGUGGGGGGUUGCGAGCAACAGCAGCAGCAGCAGCAGCAGCAGCCGGAUGGAUCGACAGCGGCGGCCGUGGCAUCGGCAGCAGCGGCAGGGGAGGCCAUUGGGCCACCGCAGUCCAUGCGCACGUGACCCUGCAUGCGGCAACACACAGGCCAGGGCGGUGUUGAUGUUGUCGCAGUAAUUUGUAGUGGGACGUGGAGGCGGAUGGCGGCGGAAGAAGAGGGCGGUUUGGCACCCCGCCUCUUCCCGGCCUCCAAAAGGGAGGCGGUGGGGUAUUCGGCGCCAAGAAGGGGAGGCAUGCUGCACUCCUUCGCAUCACUGCUUGGAUGGCUUUGUCUUGGGGGGGAGAGAAACAGGAGUGCUGAAGUUAACUAAGGCGAAGGCAUACGGGAAGUGUGAUCGUUCCAUGGACUUGAUUAGCGCCAGUACGAUUUCACGACGUUCCGCGGGUCUUCUCUGAAGACUAGAGGUGGGCGGUCGUUUGAGAUUUGGUAGCUCGGGCACACACCAGUAGAUAGACACACGCAGUGCGGCUCAAUGCACCCCCAGCCGCAGCCAAAUGACCUGAAAGACGAUGUCAAGAACGUAUCACCCAGAUUAUGUGCUAAAAUUAUCAGGAUCAACUGAUAAAGACUGCUGUUUUUGGUGGUAUCUUGAAUACAGCACGGUAUAUGAUGUCACAUACACCAUGAGCGAUUUCAGUAGCAAAAAUAACACCAGUUUCAGUAUGGGUGACAUGGCACACUCAACGUGGUAUCAUAAGCUAUUAAGGAAGUAAAUCCAACGUGAUGAACAGUAUUUCAGGGAAGGCAUCUAGGAAGAUCCACUGAUGAAUGCCGUGGAUUCCGUAACGUUUCGUGGAAUGUUUCCUAGACCGGACACAUU